This is a messenger RNA of Sclerotinia sclerotiorum 1980 UF-70, 1035 nucleotides long. RefSeq lists its product as hypothetical. NCBI's taxonomy places the organism in Eukaryota, Fungi, Ascomycota, Leotiomycetes, Helotiales, Sclerotiniaceae. Gene Ontology annotation, cellular component: cytoplasm. The transcript is spliced from 2 exons. Gene Ontology annotation, biological process: rRNA base methylation. Gene Ontology annotation, molecular function: rRNA (uridine-N3-)-methyltransferase activity. The record is from RefSeq and is a predicted model, not a curated record. Bases 1 to 1035 code for a protein of 344 amino acids.
AUGGGAAAAAACAAACGAUUAAAAUCCUCAUCCAAGAAAAUCAAAGGAGGUCGAGGUCCUGGAAAACCCAAACCAAGCGGAAUAUCCAAGCCAUCCAACACCAAAAAACCCAUCUCCAAUACAUCCUCAAAGACCAAAUCGCACAAACAAGCUCAACAUGUUACUCCUAUAAUUCCCUUUUCACCCAGCGAUUCCAUUCUUCUUAUCGGAGAUGGGGAUCUCUCAUAUGCGCGCUCGCUUAUAACACAUCAUCAUAUUGAGAAAUUGACCGCUACGGUCUAUGAAUCCUCAUUAGCUAUUCUCGAGGAGAAAUAUCCGCAGGUAUCUGAGAAUGUUAAGGAGAUAGAGGAGGGAGGGGGAGUUGUGAAAUAUGGUGUUGAUGCGAUGAAGAUGCGUGGUUGGACUACGGGGAAGAGUGGACGUGGGGAUGGGAUAAUGGAUAGAGUGAUUUUUAAUUUUCCGCAUGUGGGAGGCAAGAGUACGGAUGUUAAUCGCCAGGUUAGGUAUAAUCAAGAACUCCUCGUAGCCUUCCUCCGUAACUCAAUUCCCUCUCUUUCUCCAAAGAAAGGAUCCUCAAUAAUUGUGACACUUUUUGAGGGCGAACCCUACACGCUAUGGAAUAUCCGGGAUUUAGGACGACAUGCAGGAUUAGAAGUAGAGAGAAGUUUUAAGUUUCAGGCAUCUGCGUAUCCGGGGUAUAGACAUGCGAGGACAUUGGGGGUUGUGAAGGGUGGUGGUGGGUGGAAGGGAGAGGAGAGACCGGCGAGAAGUUAUGUUUUUGUGAGGAAAGGGGAGGGGGUUAAACAGGGGCCUGGGAAAGCAAAGAGGAAGAAGGGGGAGAGUAGUGAUGAGGAUAGUGAGGGUGAGGAUGAGGAUAUGGGUGACCAGGAGGAUGAAGGAGAUAUUGAGGCGGAGAUGGAUGGGAAGAACAGGAUGGAAGAUGAUGGAUCAGAUGAUGAAGAUGAGGAAGAGGAUGAUGAAGAUGAGGAAGAGGAUGAUGAGCCUACGAACCAAGAUUGGACCGAGACGAGAUGA